AUGGAUACUGUCAAACAUCAGAAAAAGAAUACUUCAGCACUCAAAAAAUCUAAGUCUGUGAAGAACAGCAAUCAUUACACAAAUGUACGCGGUCUGCCUUCUAUCGAGAAGAUUGUGAGCUCAGUGGAGGACACCCCCAGGCCCAUCACCACCCAGAUCAUUGGUACAAUCCCAGAAUGGAUCAAAGGAAACUUCCUGAGAAAUGGGCCCGGAAAGUUUGAGAUCGGAAACCACAAAUUUAACCACUGGGUUGAUGGCAUGGCUCUCCUGCACCAGUUCAAAAUAUCAAAUGGGCAAGUGACUUACAAAAGCCGCUUCCUGUCCAGCGACAGCUACCAGACCAACAAGGAGCACAAUCGCAUUGCGAUAUCUGAGUUUGGGACUGUAACCAUGCCGGACCCCUGUAAAAAUGUCUUCCAGCGCUUCCUGUCAAGAUUUGAAUCACACAAGCCCACAGACAAUGCCAACAUGAGUUUUGUGACCUACAAAGGUGACUAUUAUGUCAGUACAGAAACCAACAUCAUGCACAAGGUGGACCCUGAGACACUGGAGACGACUGAAAAGGUGGACUGGAGCAAAUUCAUUGCUGUGAAUGGAGCCACAGCACACCCUCAUACUGAGCCUGAUGGUACGACAUACAACAUGGGAAAUUCCUACACCUCGAAAGGAUCAUACUACAACAUUAUCCAAGUGCCACCAACCAAGAAAACAGAAGAUGAAACCCUGGAGGGAGCCACAGUGCUGUGCUCGAUUCCUUCAGUGGACAAGACCAAACCUUCAUACUAUCACAGCUUUGCGAUGUCUGAGAACUACGUGGUGUUCAUUGAACAGCCCAUCAAGCUGGACCUGCUGAAGAUUAUGACAGGCAAGCUACGAAGAAAAAGUAUCAGUGAUGGCUUAUUCUGGGACCCGAAACGCAAAACAAUCUUCCAUUUGAUCCACAAACACACUGGGAAGGUAAGCUCCAUCGAGUAUCUUGCAAAGCCACUAUCAACCUUCCAUCAGAUCAAUGCAUUUGAGGAGGAUGGAUUCUUGAUCAUAGACUUGUGUGCAUCAGAUGAUGGCCAGGCAAUCACAAACUACAACAUCCAGAACAUGCGCAAGUCUGGAGAAGCUCUUGAUGAGGUGUACAACACCUUGAGUAGAGCCUUCCCCCGGCGAUUUGUGCUGCCUCUCAAUGUGGGCCCUGACACACCCUACAACCAGAACCUGAUUACCCGGCCGAACAGCAUAGCUACUUCUGUAAGAAUUGCAAAGAACAAGGUGUUCUGUACCCAUGAGGACCUCCAUGGGGAGGAUCUCCAUGAAUACGGAGGUCUGGAGUUUCCUCAGAUCAACUAUCACAAAUUCAACACCCAUCCCUACCGCUACUUCUAUGGCUGUGGAUUUAGACACCUUGUAGGGGACACGCUGAUUAAGAUGGAUCUCCACGGAAAACGCAUGAAGGUGUGGGAACAUCCUGGUCAGUAUCCAUCUGAGCCGGUCUUUGUUCCCUCUCCUAAUGCUACAGAGGAGGAUGAUGGUGUCAUCAUGUCUGUGGUCAUCACUCCAGACGAGGACAAGAGUACAUUCCUUCUGGUGUUAGAUGCCAAGACAUUCGAGGAGCUGGGCAGGGCGGUGGUACCUGUCAACAUCCCCUAUGGCUUCCACGGGACAUUCAGUGCCACGGCUUAG
Messenger RNA from Pelmatolapia mariae (spotted tilapia), 1674 nucleotides. RefSeq names its product beta-carotene oxygenase 2b (gene bco2b). Gene Ontology annotation, biological process: retinal metabolic process; carotene catabolic process. Gene Ontology annotation, molecular function: beta-carotene 15,15'-dioxygenase activity; carotenoid dioxygenase activity. Bases 1 to 1674 code for a protein of 557 amino acids. The transcript is spliced from 12 exons. Lineage: Eukaryota; Metazoa; Chordata; Actinopteri; Cichliformes; Cichlidae. The record is from RefSeq and is a predicted model, not a curated record. Gene Ontology annotation, cellular component: mitochondrion.